CUUCUCACUUGAUUAUGAUAAUUUUCUUUAAAUGCCAACUACAAGAAAAAUAUUUGCAUAUAUAAUUAUAUAGUCUCUCCCUUUCCCUCUCCUUCUCCCUCCCCCUCUCUCACACACACACAAACACACACCUCUUAGAUCUCUCUCAAAGCAUAAUUGUAAAGCCAGAAGGAAGAAUUACUUGUGAACAAAUAUGUUGAGUCAACUCAUGAAAGCAAGCUAGAUCUAGCUUGGCAGGUCAUGACUUGCACUGGAAUGGCCUUCUUCCCAACCAAUUUCAUGCUACAAGCUUCUCAUGAAGAUGACCAUCAAACCCCUUAUUUUCUUUCUCCAAUUCUCCAACCUUGCAGCAAUACUCAGGACUUUAAUGGAUCAGUUGCCUCAUUCUUAGACAAAAGAUCAAUGCCGUAUGCCGCGGAUGUUUGCGAUCAAGAAACCAACAAUGGUGAUGAUGAAGGAUCGGAUGAUGGAUUGAUUGGUGGAGAGAAAAAGAAAAGAUUAAACAUGGAACAAGUGAAGACACUUGAAAGAAACUUUGCUUUAGGGAAUAAGCUUGAUCCAGAGAGGAAAAUGCAGCUUGCAAAGGCACUUGGGCUGCAACCAAGACAGGUUGCCAUUUGGUUUCAAAAUAGAAGGGCAAGAUGGAAAACCAAGCAAUUGGAAAAGGAUUAUGAUGUGCUCAAGAAGCAGUUUGAAGCUAUCAAAGCUCAAAAUGAUUCCCUUCUAUCUCAAAAUCACAAACUUCAUGCCGAGAUAAUGGCACUCAAGAACAAGGAACCAACCGAAUCAAUCAACCUCAACAUCAAAGAAACAGAAGGAUCUUGCAGCAACAAAAGUGAAAACAGUUCUGAGAUCAAACUAAACAUUUCAAAAAUACCGGUACCAGAUAGCCCGAUAUCGUCACAACAUCAUCACCACCAUCAUCAGAUCUUCCACAACUCAUCAUCACGGCCCGAAUAUGAUCAUCAUCAUAAUCAUCCUCAUGCCCUUAAACUUGAUCAACCGGUUAACAAUAAAGACGAAAGCUUGUGCAAUAUGUUUGUUGGCAUGGAAGAUCACUCAGGGUUUUGGCCAUGGUUAGAACAACAACCACAAUUCAACUGAAUGGACAAGAAAAACUGGUUUGGACUAUUAAAAUUCUUGUUAAUUGGGAUUUGCAUGUUCUUUAUGUUUAAAUUCUUGUUUUCAGUACUUGAAUUAAGUAUGUAUAAAUUAUAAGAAGAAAAAGAGAGUAUUCUUUACUUAAGUUUUUAAA
Helianthus annuus (common sunflower) is the source of this 1255-nucleotide messenger RNA. RefSeq names its product homeobox-leucine zipper protein ATHB-13. Gene Ontology annotation, cellular component: nucleus. Gene Ontology annotation, molecular function: sequence-specific DNA binding; DNA-binding transcription factor activity, RNA polymerase II-specific. Gene Ontology annotation, biological process: positive regulation of DNA-templated transcription. The coding region runs from base 241 to 1104 and encodes 287 amino acids. The record is from RefSeq and is a predicted model, not a curated record. The transcript has 3 exons. Lineage: Eukaryota; Viridiplantae; Streptophyta; Magnoliopsida; Asterales; Asteraceae.